UCCGACGAGGUUCAGCAGCAAGUCAUCUAGCUCAGACAGCUAACGUUAGCCUUCUCAGGUCGUCAUUUGAUAUGAUAAUAUAAUUGAAGCUGUGGUCAUGGCGGGUUCCGUGUCUAACUUAGAAGUCUGCGAUUUUGCUUAUUCUGGAAAAUUUGAUGAAUUAAAAAAAUGCAUUUUUUCCGAUAAAUCUUUGGCCACUAAAACGGAUCAGGACCAGAGAACAGCUCUACAUUGGGCCUGUUCUGCUGGCCACACAGACAUUGUAUCAUUUCUGUUGGACCUUGGUGUCGAAGUGAACAUAAAUGAUGAUGCUUGCUGGACUCCCCUUCAUAUUGCAGCUUCAGCUGGCAGAGAAGAAAUUGUGCGAUCCCUGAUAUCCAAAGGGGCUCAACUAAAUUGUGUCAACCAGAAUGGCUGUACACCUCUGCAUUAUGCAGCAUCAAAGAAUAGAUUUGAAAUAGCUCGCAUAUUGCUGGAAAAUGGUGCAGAUCCCAAUGUCACAGAUAAACUGGAAUCCACUCCAUUACACAGAGCUUCAGCUAAAGGAAACUAUCGCCUGAUUCAGCUUCUAUUGGCACAAAGUGCUUCAACAAAUAUCCAAGAUUCUGAAGGAAACACUGCCUUGCACUUGGCUUGUGAUGAAGAAAGAGUAGAGGCUGCAAAACUGCUUGUGGAACAUGGAGCCAGUAUUUACAUUGAGAAUAAGGACGAGAAGACCCCUCUGCAAGUUGCUAAAGGAGGCCUGGGAGCACUGCUUAAGAGGAUUGUUGAGGGUUGACUUUAUCCUAACCAUCUGUGGAAGAACUCUGGCACUAACCUGUAAGAAUAUACAGCUAUAUCUUGAGCUGUCGCAAUUUCAGAGGAAUGAAAUAGCCUCUUGUACGAUGCCAUAGGAGUGUGAAACAGACAAGCAAAAAACAUACUCCUAAUUCUGCAACUUGAACCACAUAAAGAUGUCCACCAUCUAGUGUGUUAAUUCCAGUUUUUCUGUUUGUUUUGUUGGAAAAGGUCCAAUAUAAGAGCUUGCACUUACUUUGAGCAGAGUGUACUUCAGAUUCAAUCAGAUUAUUAAUUUGGGAUUUGUGCAUUGCAUAACUGUUUAGUAUUUGUUUGUUGUUAAUACUAUAGGUCUGGUUACAACCUAGCUGUUGGCUCUUGGCUUUUCACACUGAUAUGAAGUAUGUGUGUGCACUUUGUAUGUAAAUGUUUUACUUGCUUUGACCAAAAUGUACAUACAAAUAAAAUUUGAAAUAGA
Molecule: messenger RNA, 1255 nt
Organism: Alosa alosa (allis shad)
Lineage: Eukaryota; Metazoa; Chordata; Actinopteri; Clupeiformes; Clupeidae
Gene: psmd10
Product: proteasome 26S subunit, non-ATPase 10
Exons: 5
Coding region: 98-778 (226 amino acids)
Molecular function (GO): protein binding
Source: RefSeq, a predicted model, not a curated record